Molecule: messenger RNA, 2297 nt
Organism: Acipenser ruthenus (sterlet)
Lineage: Eukaryota; Metazoa; Chordata; Actinopteri; Acipenseriformes; Acipenseridae
Product: pituitary homeobox 2
Exons: 5
Coding region: 658-1599 (313 amino acids)
Biological process (GO): anatomical structure morphogenesis; regulation of transcription by RNA polymerase II
Cellular component (GO): nucleus
Molecular function (GO): DNA-binding transcription factor activity, RNA polymerase II-specific; RNA polymerase II cis-regulatory region sequence-specific DNA binding
Source: RefSeq, a predicted model, not a curated record
ACGUCGCGUCUGUCUCAGUGGAGACCGAGAUUGAGAGAGAUCGUCGCAGAAUCAAAAGACCUAGGCAUCGUGCAGAAGUUUACUUUUAUGUUUGGAACUAACAUUUUGAUGUAAUCGUAUCUCUGCCGCUGUAUACUGCCACCGCUUUGGACUUGUUUUCCCCCACAAUUCUCAACAAGAAUAAGACACGCAAAAAAGAACCUCUACAGCUGGAAAGUACAGAGGCCAUCCUUCCUGCGAUUUGAGAUAAUGCAAGUCAACGAAUUCGUUCCACUCUUAAAAAUCUUCACAGGGUAUGAUUUGCAACUCUGAUCUCUCUUUCACCGCUGUUAAAGUUACAAAAAAACAGUAGAUAAGUGAUUUCUUAUGGGGGUUAGCUUUCCUAUGUGCAGAUUCCGGCGCCGGGUGUAAAGCACAGUUGCAGUACUGGGAGUAACGUGAAGAGGAUGCAAUCUCUUUGUACCAUCCCCCAAUCUCCUUACUUUUCCAGUACACAGGUCCUUGCGUUUGUUGUGUAAAAAGUAGCCUAAUCCAGAAGUGGGAAGCACACAAAAGUCAGAGUUCGCCUGUUCCAAAACACUGCACUGUAAAUAAUAAUUGCAAUAAAAUGAUAUUUUACCAGGUGGUGGGGCAUGUACAAGAAGUGCUGAACUGAAAAUGGAUUCUAAUUACCGCAAGCUCCUACCUACGUGUGUUCAAUUAGGGGUACACUCUUCGACUGUGGAAAGCAUGUUCCCAAAAGACUCGGAUAUAAAGACAUCUGAAUUAUCAACUAGUGAAGCAUCAAACGACAGAAAAGACAACACAUGUGCAAGACAGUUGCAAGUUACAAACGAAAAAGAAAAGAGUCUGAGUAAAAACGAUGACUCUGCUGCAGACGAUCCUUCCAAAAAAAAGAGGCAACGACGCCAAAGGACUCAUUUUACCAGCCAACAGCUUCAGGAACUGGAAUCCACUUUUCAGAGGAAUCGGUAUCCCGAUAUGUCAACCAGAGAAGAAAUUGCAGUCUGGACCAACUUAACUGAAGCUAGAGUCCGGGUAUGGUUCAAGAACCGUCGGGCCAAGUGGAGGAAGAGAGAAAGAAACCAACAAUCAGAACUAUGCAAGAACGGCUUCGGUCCUCAAUUCAAUGGCCUUAUGCAGCCCUACGAAGACAUGUACCCCAGUUACACCUACAAUAACUGGGCCACAAAGGGUCUGACAUCGGCCUCUCUCUCCACAAAGAGCUUCCCUUUCUUCAACUCAAUGAAUGUCAACCCACUGUCGUCGCAGACAAUGUUCUCACCACCGAACUCCAUCUCUUCCAUGAGUAUGUCCUCAAGCAUGGUACCGUCAGCAGUCACAGGAGUGCCCGGCUCCAGUCUCAACAGCCUCAAUAACUUGAAUAACCUCAACCCUUCUCUCAAUUCUGGCGUGGCAACGUCAGCCUGUCCUUAUGCCCCGCCAACCCCUCCUUAUGUAUAUAGGGACACUUGCAACUCCAGUUUGGCCAGCCUGAGACUGAAAGCCAAGCAGCACUCCAGUUUUGGAUAUGCCAGUGUUCAGAACCCAGCCUCUAACCUGAGUGCUUGCCAGUAUGCAGUGGAUAGGCCAGUGUGAAAACUGAAAAUUCCAAAACAGAAUGAGGAGAAAAAGAGACUCCAACUGACUUAAAGGGCACUACAGACUAAACCACUGAAUAUGAGCAAAACCUGAGAUGGAGAAUCUAACUUAAAAGGAACUAAUUAAAUAUAGGCAUCCCUCCUUACAAGUAUUUUUUUGUUUGUUUGUUUGUUUCUCAAAAGAACAAGUGCAGAAUUCGACUAGAUGUGCCAUUUUAUUCCUAGAUAGGCUUGUUACUUUGAAGUUUAGCAUUGUGGACACUAAAUGACUGAAAGGAUGUAUAUAUCAGAAUGUCUAAAUAAUUUUAUAAAAUCAAAUGCUAGUACUAUCUCAACAGUGUUUUCAAGGUUUAGUUUAAAAAAAGCAUGUGGAAACGUAAAGGAAAUGUGUUUUGCUUGCAAACAAGGGAAUGUAUAUACUUAAUGCACCAGUUGUAUGUUUAUAACAUUAUUAUUAUUAUUAUUAUUAUUAUUAUUAUUAUUAUUAUUAUUAUUAUUAUUAUAUGUCUGUGUGAAUAUUGGUUUUAGAGUAGCACAUCUGGUAGUAAGAAGUAACAAUGUUUCUGCAAAAUGAAAUAUAAAAUUUACCCUGUGCAUAAUAUUUGGUACAAAUUUUUGUUUCAUUUUUUUUUUUAACAACAACAACAAAAAAGAAUAAAAUAUUGUGUUUUAUUUCAUGGGAGUAAAUAUACUGUA